This is a messenger RNA of Macrosiphum euphorbiae (potato aphid), 633 nucleotides long. The record is from the annotation of a GenBank genome assembly. NCBI's taxonomy places the organism in Eukaryota, Metazoa, Arthropoda, Insecta, Hemiptera, Aphididae.
AUGCCUAGAAAUCGUUUUGAAUUAAUCCUUCGGUUUUUACAUUUUUCUGAUAAUGAAAAAUUUGAUGGUGAUAAAAUUGAUAGAGUACGCAAUUUAGUUGAAAAAAUGAUUCACAAUUUUCAAAACGUAAUAGAACCAGAUGAACAUUUAGCUGUUGACGAGACUAUGGUCCCUUUUCGUGGAAGGUUGGGUUUCAGGCAGUACAUACCCGGAAAGUCACACAAAUAUGGCGUGAAAUUGUUUAAGUUAUGUGGAACAGACGGGUACACAUAUAAUGUGCAAAUCUAUGCAGGUAAAAGCCAAGUUGACGGGAAAGGGCUUGCGUGCAAAGUUGUGUUGAAUUUAUGUCAGAUGUAUUUAAAUGCUAAUCGGACUAUAACCACAGAUAAUUUUUACUCUUCAUUACCCCUUGCGUAUGAACUUUUGAAAAAUAAAACACCUUUAAUAGGAACUCUACGCUCUAAUAGAGUUAAGGUACUUGGAGUAACGGAUGCGAAGUUAAAACGAGGAGAAAUUGUUGGUAAGGAAAAUGCCGACGGAAUUGUUAUUGGUAAAUGGAGAGAUAAACGAGACAUUACUAUGUUGUCGACUCGACACGGCAUUGACAUGAUAGAUAUGGGUAAAAAAAAAUAG